Ruditapes philippinarum (Manila clam) is the source of this 298-nucleotide messenger RNA. Its product is annotated as protein delta homolog 1-like. The transcript has 3 exons. The record is from RefSeq and is a predicted model, not a curated record. Lineage: Eukaryota; Metazoa; Mollusca; Bivalvia; Venerida; Veneridae.
AAGGUAUUUUGUCGUAUAAUUAUGCUGUCAUUUCUUCAUUUAUGACGCGAUGUUUUGUUAUUGGAACUGAUUAGAAAAAAUGGAUUAUAUUUGUUUGUUGCUAGGUUUCCUUCUUAUUCCACAAACAAUCGCCUGUGGAGAUAAUUGUUUUGAAGAUGUCUGCAAUCAAAAAUCCGGAGAAUGUACUAAAGGUUGUAAACCAGGAUGGCAUGGAAAGCUCUGCGACAACAGUUAUGGACAUUGUUGAUCGGGUUGUUAUCCAGGAUGGACUGGCCUACUUUGUGACAAACUUAAUUGA